Ailuropoda melanoleuca (giant panda) is the source of this 6478-nucleotide messenger RNA. RefSeq names its product CD300e molecule (gene CD300E). NCBI's taxonomy places the organism in Eukaryota, Metazoa, Chordata, Mammalia, Carnivora, Ursidae. The record is from RefSeq and is a predicted model, not a curated record. The transcript is spliced from 6 exons. The coding region runs from base 2392 to 3072 and encodes 226 amino acids. Gene Ontology annotation, cellular component: plasma membrane. Gene Ontology annotation, molecular function: transmembrane signaling receptor activity.
UAUUUAUUUAUUUGACAAGAGAUAGAGACAGCCAGCGAGAGAGGGAACACAAGCAGGGGGAGUGGGAGAGGAAGAAGCAGGGGCUGGUACCUAGCAGAUACUCAUUAAAUGAUUAUUAAAUUAACAAUAAUAUAAUGUGUUAAGGUCCACAUCAGCAGUUUUAAUAAGACUUGCUCUACGAACGUCCAGCUUCAGUCCUGACUCCAGAAACAUCUGCGUGGUCAGUACAUUUGAAGAUGCAGUGAUAAAUAAAAAUGUGACUUGUCUGUUUUGGGAAGUUGUGGGAUUCUUUGUAGAAGUUGGGUGCCCCGUGAAGCUAAUUAUUAAGGGAGUUAAAGGCACAGCAUUUCUGUCACUAUUAAUAGCUUUCCUUCCUGUUCUCUUUCUGAACAACUGUAUUUUCCCAAAUUUUGAUAUGAUGGGAAAACAAGCUGAAGCGUAGAAAAAAGAGACACAAGGAAGCAGUAAGGAACAUGAAAGCUGUUUCAGUCCAGCUGACGUGGACGCUCCCUCAAUUUUGGCAGCUGAGGAAGAGAACAAUGAGACUCUCCGAAGCCUGGGCUCUGCCCCUGUGUCCCAGGUUCUUGCCCCUUUCCCAAUAACUUUGCAACUGAAAAUGAAGAAGCAGCAGGGGAAGGAAGCACAUAACAAAAUAUGGACAGGAAGUGACAGUAUCGAGGGCUGGAACUCCUAGGCCAGACGUCAGAAGAUAAGGAUCUGAAUGUUCUGGGGCUGGGGAGACAGGACCACUGGUCUGUUUGUAGCUCAGCCCCUCUGCCUCCAGGUGCUUCUGACAGUUGCUGGUGGGGGUGGGCAGGCCAGAGCCCUAUGGGCCUCCUGCUGUCCCCAAGCAGAAUGGCUGUGGGCAUUGGGUUGACACCGGACAGUGGUUCCCAUGUCGCAUAAGCCACGCUGUGGAUGGUGCAGCCUGUGGCCUCCAGCAGUGGUAAGACCCUGGGGCGAUGGAGAUGAGGAAGAGGCUGUGUUUCCUUUGGGAAAGUGAUCUCCCGACUCCUUAGCCACUGAGAUCUUUGUCAGUUUCCUACUUCCUCUACUGGCUUUUCCCUCAAAUCCCAAGGGCUAACAAACUAGACUGGAGUUUGUGGACUUGAUUUGAUGAUGUCUGGUUUCAGGACCUCUCUGUGCCUCUGUCUUCUUACCUAUAAAGUGGGGAUAAUGGUACCUGCCUAACAGCUUUCUUGUGAACUUAAAUAAUUUAGGUGAAGCCAAUACCUGUGUCUUCGAGAAGAAUAUGUUUCUUUCUUUCUUUUUUUUUUUUUAAUUUAUUCGACAGAGAUAGAGACAGCCAGCGAAAGAGGGAACACAAGCAGGGGGAGUGGGAGAGGAAGAAGCAGGCUCCCAGCGGGGGAGCCUGAUGUGGGGCUCGAUCCCAUAACGCUGGGAUCAUGCCCUGAACCAAAGGCAGACGCUUAACCGCUGUGCCACCCACGCGCCCCAGAAGAAUAUGUUUCUGAUACAUAAGUUGAAUUUGGAGGGAAUAUAUAGCUGGUUGACAGACCCGAUGAGAACCUAGUCCUGGUCCGAAGACUAUUCUAAAGAUAUUUAACAUUUACGGAGCAGUUAGUGUGCUCCAGGCACUGUGCCAAGUGCUCUAUGUCUGUUCACUCCUUUCUUUCCUAUGAGGUAAGAAUGGUUACUGUUACUCUGUUUUAUAGAUGAAGAAGCUGGGGAUGAGAGUGAUUUAGCAACAUGCCCAAGAGCACAUGGUUAGUACAUGGUGGAGGUGGGAUCUGAAUUUGCGUAACUCCAGAAUCUAUGCCCUUCACCAGCACCCUUCUACGGAAUUAGAUUGGAGCUUCCCACAGGAAGUCAGGAGGUUGGGUCUGGAGUCCAGAAGAGAGACUAGGUUAGAGGAAGAGGUACGAGGUCAACCACAUGGAGGUAGUGGUUGAGAGAGUUAUGGGGAGUCCUCACCCCAGAUAUUUAAGUGGGGUGUUUAAUGACCCAAAAGUAUGCAGCCAGAGAGAAGGGACAGCUGGUUAGGUCAAGCAAGCAGCCUCGGACAGGAAGAAGAAUGAGAGACAGGGACAAAGGCUCUCCUCUGUUGGCGGUUUCAUAUUUUGGGGACUGACUUGAAGCUUUGGGGUAUGAUCCAAACAUUAUAUUGCCAUUAAAUGAAGGAAAAAUCAGUAGAUUUCUCUUGUUGUUCUUAGUCCAUUCUCUGAAGUAUCUCUUGCCACUCUUCCCCUUUUCCUAAGUAGGGCUUCAAAUUAGGAAGUGGCUAGGAGAUGAAAAAGGAAGUAGGUGAGAGACAGAAACGCAAAGGAAACUUGAGCAAGUAGAAAGUGGCCACCGCAGACUCUGUCGCAAACACCUGGAUUCCAGCAGGGACCUGGAUUUGCUGGGGGCACCAGCCAGAGAGACAGAACCAUGUGGCUGUCCCCAGUUCUGCUCCUUCUCUGCCUCUCAGGCUCUUUGUCCCUGAUGGGCCCCAGCUCUGUGACGGGCACCUUGGGUGGCUCUCUGCGCGUGCGGUGUCAGUACGAGGAGCUGUAUCAGAGGCAUAAAAAGUACUGGUGCCGAGGACCGUAUGAUGCAACAUGUGAGAAGAUUGUGGAGACCAAUGGAGAAGAGAAAGAAGAGAGGAGUGGGCGCGUGUCCAUCAGAGACCACGCUGACAAACUCACCUUUAUAGUGACCAUGGAGAACCUCACUGCGGACGAUGCUGGACCCUACUGGUGUCGAAUUCAGACAACAUGGUUCCUGGAUGUGUGGUCGCGUGACCCUUCACUCCCGGUUAACGUGUCUGUUUCUGCAGCACCAAGUGAAACCGCAGGGAGGACCACGUGUGGAGCUGCCCCUGCCGCCUUUCCGGGACUGCAGAGCAAGAACCUCAGCUCUGAGGAGGUGCUGACCUACUGCUCAGGGUCCUUGCUCAGCAGUGUCCACUUCUUGCUCCUGGUCUUCCUGAAGCUUCCCUUGUUCUUGACAUUGGUGGGUGCUGUCCUCUGGGUGAACAGGCCUCUGAGGGGCUCUGGAGGAAGUAAGCCUGAUGAGGUUAAUCCACAAUGUGGUGCACCGUCCCCAGGAAUGACCUGUCCAGGAAUGUAGCCCUUCACACUGGACAAGAGAGACCUUCGGACUCCAGACACCAGGGCAGGGCGGACAGCAGUGCCUGGCUUCUGGAGGGACCCAGAUCUUCUCAGGGGUAUUGUUCCCAUGUCUCGAGGGAGAAUCCUGGGUCUUAGAGGACACUUGCUCUGAGUCCUCAGGUGCAGGAAGGAUGAGUGUCCUGGGCUCACAUUUGGGGUCCUCCUUUCCCUGCCCCAGAUCCCCUAGCUCCUUGCCCUCAUGCCUACCUCCCAGGGCAAGAAUUCUCUGGAAGUUGCAGGUAAGCCUGGCCCUUUAUGUUUCUCCUUGCCACAAAAGCAUCUCACUUAAGUGUUCCCCAGGGCAUUAACCAUCUCCUUCCUACAGCCAGGGAGCUCCCUGAGGACUCGCCCCUCACAGCCUCCAUCCUUGGGCUCACAGGGCUUGGACGUCACUUGUGUCCUGAGAGCAGGGAGUGUAUGGCCGGACUCAGCGCAUCUCUGCCUGGGCCAACCAUGACUGAGAAACUUUAGGUUGAAGCUCUGGGGCUGAUUGGAGCAGUAGUGGGAAGAGGCAGUAGGUGCCCCUAACAUCCCUCCUGGAGUUCCCCAAGCGGGAGGGCCUCCUGUGCACAGAGCUGAUGGUUGGUCCAGUUCAGUAGAAGUCUGGCUGAAGCCACAUGCCAACACUUGGUGCUUUCCACAGGAAAAGCAGACUCAGCUUUCCAAAUACAGGCCACGGGACACAGAGGUGAAGAAAUACUUCCCACAUGGGGAUGGCAUGAUGCCACAGCCACCAUGGGGCACACCAGCCCCGGAAAGGACUCGGUUGGUUUCCAAUGCUUGUCCAUGGCUCCCUUCCGGAAGUGUGUAGGAAGCACAAGGCAGGGCAGGAGAGGAGCUCAUGAUGUACUUUAUGCCUUCUCAAACUUAUUUUGAAGUAUUCGUUUCUUUACCUUUCCAUAUAAAUUUUAGAGUCAGCUUGUCUUUAUCUACCAAAACAAUCCUGCUGGGAUCUUGAUAGGAAUUGUCCUAAACUUACAGAUCGGUAUUGGGAAAAUUGACAUCUUUCCUAUGUUGAUCCUUCCGGUCCGUAAACGUGGUACCUCUCACAAUUUAUUUAAAUAUUCCUUGGCUUCGGUCCCCAGACUUUUGUAAAACUUAGUAUCUAGGUGGGGCAUGUGUUCUGCUAGAUUUCUAGCCGGGUGCUUCUUUGUCUUGUCGAGCGGCUGUGACUAGUGACGUGUGCUGUGUGUUUAAAUUCAGUUUCUACGUGCUCGUUGCUAGAAUAGAAGUAGGACUGUGUGUGUGUCUGUGUGUGUCUGUGUGUUUAUGUGUGUAUAUGUGUUUGUGUGUGUGUAUUGAUCUUUUAUCCUGUGACUUGUUAAACUCAUUUUUUAGUUCUAGCAGUUGGUAUGAUUUUCUACGCAAUGAUGUCAUCUGCACAAAGGGACAAUUUUAUUUCCUCCUUCUCAUCUGUGUGCUUUAAUGGUGUUCUGGAAGCCCUGGGGAGCCACUGGAAGGUCUUAAACACCCUGGUGGCCAUGCAGGACCUGCUGUUUUCUGGCAUUUUUGCAUUUAAAAGAGAAACCCGAAGCGAAAUUGUUUAUAUUUACAUGUAGGCAACAAACCCCAUUUAAAAAAUAUUGUGACCCAAACAAAAUAAUAUUCCUAAGUUCAUGCAAUUCAUGGACGCAGUCUGUGAUCUGUGAGUCAGACAGAGAAAUUGCAGAACAUCGUCGUGUCUGCCUAGUAUUUGCACCUGGGGCCAUCUGGUGCCCAGCAGGCUUGGGAACUGACCUUUCAAGGACACAGAUGGACUUGCAGGGACAUGGUGUGGGCCAGCCCCAGGCUGGCUCUGGGGCAGAUCCAAGUCUAUUCCUGGGCCUUGUAACUGGGGCCGGGGGCCUCAGCCCUUCCGGGCUCCUCAUUCUUUAACGUGAUGUGAAGAACACUAGAUUAAUAUUCUUCCAUGUGGCAGUUCUAACAUGGGACUGCAAAUUUCUUGACACUCCUUUUACUCAGAGUUGGGGCUCCGUCCCCACCCUUUGAGUCUGGGUGGGCUGUGGCUGCAGCCAGUAGCCCGGAGCAGAGCUCCCCAAACUUUUUUCCGUAAUUAUCUUCCUAAGGAGUCUGUUUAGACAUUUUCUUUUCCUAGAAGCACACCUACCCCCCCCGUGCUAUGAAAUCUUAAUACCAAGGAUAUACUGUAUAUGUCCAUGUUUUAUUGAUCUGUCGAUCAAUCGACCCAUCUACCAAUCGAUCAUCUAUGUUUUGUAUAUGAAAAGAGUAGCAUUUUUUCACCCUCCAAGAACCAAUGCUCAUCCCCUUCGGAAGAUCCAGAUAGAGCCUGGUGACAGUGACCCUGUGUGACUUCCGAGGCCAGGCUGGGAGGAACCCCGCAGCUCCGUCCUCAGGCUCUAGAAACACUGGCUCUGGGGGUCUCUCACUCAGAACCCAGCGGCCACAUGGAGAGGCUACCCGUAGGGUCUCUGGUCAACAGUCAGGACUGAGCUCCGUGUUGGGUCACCUUGGCUCAUGUUCCAGACAUGUGGGCAAAGAAGCUUCCAGACGACAGCUACACCUGGCCAUGUGAGUCACCCCACCACCAUUACGUCUUCCAACCGCGGCCCCCGACAUGAUGGAGCAGAGACAGGCCAUCCCCGUGUCAGCCCGUCGGCAUUCCUGACCGCGGAAUCUGGGACAGGCCACAAGGAACAUCUAAGCACGGAACUGGACCGUUGGGCCUCUAUCGUUCUAGAGUCAGGCAAGACGGAAAAGAGAAGUGUGCUGCUUCUGCCGUGGGCACGGCGGGCUGUUGGGGGGUUGCUGGCUGCGGCCAAGGGCCCCCUGUGACUCAGCCCUGCGGUGGGCUCAGCGGGCCGAGAGCGCCCACGCGGUAACACGCAGGCUGCUGGGCCUUGAGGUCUCGCCCUUUCCUGAAGCGCGACCCAGAACCGUGUGGGCUGUAGGUGUCAGCAUGGGGUGGAGGUGUUCCCCCCCAGGAGCUACCCGCUGAGGCAGAACGCCCCCCACCCCCACACACCGGCUUUGGCGGUGCCCCGACCACAUUCAAAGGACAGCUCGAGCCAAAAAGAAACCAGCGCCUUUUCUAAGGCGCUCAGGAGAGGAACAGAGCGCCAGCAAAAGGUGGCUGGUGAAUUUGCUUCAGAGAGGAAAUGCUCCAGGACACAGAGCAGGUCACACAGGUCUACUCAGUCUCUGAGACAUUACAGACGACGACCUCGCUAAAAAGGAGCUCAGAAAAGAGAUACAGUUCCCCAAAAAUGGUUCAAAAAAUAUGGAAACAAAAAAGAGCAGAGCCCAGGAAGAAUGUAAGUGGAAGAGAAAACAAACAAACAAACCCCAAAGAGCAAAACCUUUACUGAGGAAAAAUAUGUGUACCUUUAAAAACUAAAAAAGAAAAA